This is a messenger RNA of Vigna umbellata (rice bean), 6847 nucleotides long. Lineage: Eukaryota; Viridiplantae; Streptophyta; Magnoliopsida; Fabales; Fabaceae. The record is from RefSeq and is a predicted model, not a curated record.
CCUCCCGUAGGAGAGUACUUGGAAGGAGAAAAUGCGUCAUUACCCAUUCCCACAACUGUUGAUGUACCACCAGUCGUCACUCAGGGACCUGUCUCUGUGACGGCUCCAUUGGUAAGUACACACAUGAAUGAAGCAGUUACAGUUGAAGGAACACGAGUGACUACAGUGCCACAUACGAUUGUUCAUCAUGACUCUUCAGCUAGGGCCACUUCGCAUGCCGCGAUGCAUGGGGUAAUCAGUGACGUUGACGAAGCUAAAGGCAGGCUGGAGACUUUGGAGGAAAGAUUAAGGGCUAUUGAAGGGGUGGAAAGCUAUGGGUUUGGAGAUGUUGCAAGACUAAGCUUGGCUCCUAGUGUGAAGAUACCACAUAAGUUCAAGGCGCUAGAUUUUGAGAAGUAUAAGGGUAGUACAUGCCCUAAAAGUCAUCUGACUAUGUAUUGCAGAAAGAUGGCUGCACAUGCCUAUGAUAACCAGCUACUUAUCCACGUUUUCCAAGAUAGUUUGGCUGGGGUAGCCCUAAACUGGUAUACCCAUUUAGAGCCAUCUCGAAUCCGCUGUUGGGCGGAUCUGGCUGACGCCUUUGUAAAACAGUACAUAUACAACACCCAUGUUGCACCUGACCGUCUGCAAUUGCAGAAUAUGGGAAAGAGAGAUAAUGAAACUUUCAAGGAGUAUGCCCAACGAUGGAGAGAAUUAGCCGCGCAAGUUGAGCCGCCUUUGUUUGAUAGAGAGAUGGUGGCCAUGUUUGUAAAUACUCUCCAGUCGCCAUUUUAUGAACAUAUGGUGGGGAAUGUGUCCGUCAAUUUUGCUGAUGUCAUCAUAAUUGGCGAAAGAAUAGAAAUUGGGUUGAAAAAUGGAAAGAUUGUGCAUGGCUCGCCCGCAGCUGCAAACUUAAAAAAAAUCCGACCCCAGCAACAACAAGGGUAUUAUCAACCGCAGCGAAUCCCAAAUGAAGCAUGGAGGACUGGGGCAAAUACCGAUCUGAAUCCGAAUGCAGGUCAAAACACCAACCCGAGAAGGAAUCAAUUUGUUAGAUUCACUCCCGUCCCUAUGACUUACACGGAGUUAUUACCUCAACUCAUAAAAAAGGGUUUGGUUGCCAUUUGCCCGAUGAAGCCUGUACAACCGCCAUACCCAAGGGAUUAUGAUGCAGAUGCUAAGUGUAUUUACCAUGGAGGAGGCGUUGGUCAUUCAAUUGAGCGGUGUAUCGCUUUCAAGUAUAAGGUACAGGCUCUGAUCGACUCUGGGUGGUUAAAGUUUCAAGAAGAUAAGCCUAGCAUCGAGGAUAACCCAUUGUCCGGGCACGGGAGUACCUCGACAAACGCCAUCGAGGCUGAAAAACAUGAGUUGAUAAGAGAUGUGAGUGAAGUCAGGAGUUCUAGAAGGUUUAUUUUCGAGGCAUUGUUAAAAGUGGGCCUAGUAAAAGGUGAUUUUGACAUGGGUACCUCAUGUGCACUUCAUCCAGAUGAUGAGCACUCUAUUGAAGAGUGUUUCGAAUUAGAAGGUAUUCUGCAAGACAUGCUUGACAGAAGUUUGAUGCAAGUAUGCCGCAAAGAUAUAGAGGAGGAAGUGUUUGCACAAACUAGUGGGGAAUUUGAUGUAACUCUGCCGGAACCAUUGGUGAUACAUUUCACUAGAACCACCCCUGCACCGAUGACUGAAGAAAAAUCGACCGUUGUUAUCAGUGUGCCAUCCCCCUUCCCUUACAAAAAUGAGAGAGCUGUCCCUUGGAGAUAUGGGGCAUUUGCGUUGGAAGAAGGAAAAGGUGCAAAUCCAGCCAUUGACAAUAUAUCGGGCAUUGGGGGAAUGACGAGAAGUGGUCGAAUCUUUACACCACCGAAAGUGGCAAGAGAGGGAACCAAUAAUAAUAAAACAACAAUGGCCGCAAAAGCCAGGGAGGCCUUAAAAAGAAAGGGUGCGCAGGUAGAGGAGACCCCUAACAAGGAGGAAAAGAAAGAAAUAUCCGAAGAAGAGGCCUGCGAAUUUUUAAAAUUCAUUCAACAAAGUGAGUAUAAGGUGGUGGAACAGCUAAACCGCAUGCCUGCUCGAAUCUCGUUGCUAGAAUUGCUCAUGCAUUCUACCUCUCACAGAAAAUUGCUGAUGAAGGUACUCAGUGAGGCUCAUGUCGAGCAAGGCAUUUCUCUGAAUAAGUUUGAAAGCAUUGUUGGCAACAUCGUUGCUAAUAAUUACCUCACCUUUACCGAUGAGGAGAUACCUACUGAGGGCAGAGGGCAUAACAAGGCUCUUCAUGUCUCUGUGAAAUGCCUGGACCAUGUUAUAGCAUGUGUUUUGGUAGACAAUGGCUCCUCUUUGAACGUCAUGCCGAAGGUAACAUUGGAGAAGCUACCCUGUGAUGGAAUGCAUAUGAAGCCAAGCUCUAUGAUUGUGAGGGCGUUCGAUGGCAGUAAGAGAGAAGUAAUGGGAGAAGUGGAACUGCCGGUCCAAGUCGGUCCAUGCGUCUUUCAAGUGACAUUCCAAGUCAUGGACAUCCUCCCAGCCUAUAGCUGUCUGUUGGGUCGCCCAUGGAUCCAUUCUGCAGGAGUUGUGCCUUCCACACUUCACCAGAAGCUGAAAUACGUCAUGGGAGAUAAAUUGGUGAUAGUAUUAGGAGAGGAGGAUCUCCUUGUUAGUGGCCCAUCGUCUACACGCUAUAUCGAGGCAGCUGAGGAAGCUCUCGAGACAGCUUUCCAGUCAUUGGAGAUUGUAGGAAAUGCCUACGUGGAGCUGUUCCCAGUAAAUCCGUAUCCGUCACGUGCUUCUAUUAUGAUGGCCAAGGUCUUGCUGAGAGAAGGCUAUACGCAUGGUAAAGGUUUAGGUAAGCAUGGGCAGGGGCAAAUCUUCCCCCUAGAGGUCGUGGAAAAUAAAAAUAGAUAUGGCCUAGGGUACAAGCCCACCAAAGAGGACAGGAAAAGGCUGAUAAGAGAAAGAAGAGAGCGCAGUCUGGCUCGUGCAGAAAGACGUGAACCCAAGAUGGAAAAGAUUCGUAUUUGUGACAUCAAGGAGAGCUUUCGCAGUGCUGGAUGGUUCAACACUGGCCAAAUAGCAGCCGUGGUGGAUGAAGAAAGAUCUGAAAGAUCAAGUUUCGUGUGGGCAUGCUCCUCGGAUGCACCGCUCAGCAAUUGGGAAACUCUGGAUUUACCCGUGAUGCUUAAUUUGAAUAAAAUAUAUGACCAUGAUUGUUUUGAAAAUAACAAUAUCGAUAUUCCUAAUUUUGAGCACCCUAUCAAUAAUACGGAAGAUGAUUGUGAAGAUGAUCCGGAAAUCUCCAGAAUUUUGAAAUUAGUGGAACAAGAGUCUAAAGAGAUAAAACCCCAUUAAGAGGAGGUUGAAAUAUUAAACUUGGGAGAUGAAGAUGAGAUAAAAGAAGUGAAAAUUGGUACUAUCAUGAAAGCAGAAGUGAAAGAAGAGUUGCGUGUCUUAUUGAAGGAGUUUAAGGAUGUAUUUGUUUGGUCGUACAAUGAUAUGCCUGGUCUGGAUACUGAUAUUGUGCAACACAAGCUCCCGCUCAAGCCGGAAUGCCUCCCAGUCCAGCAAAAGUUAAGAAGAAUGAAACCAGAAAUGUCCUUGAAAAUCAAGGAAGAGGUGCAGAAACAAUUUGAUGCAGGGUUUCUGGCUGUGGCAAGAUACCCACAAUGGGUAGCAAACAUUGUACCAGUGCCUAAGAAAGAUGGAAAAGUUCGAAUGUGUGUUGACUAUCGUGAUUUGAACCGUGCAAGUCCAAAAGAUAAUUUCCCUUUACCACACAUCGACACUUUGGUUGAUAACACAGCCAAGUUUUAGCUAUUUUCAUUCAUGGAUGGUUUCUCAGGAUAUAACCAGAUCAAGAUGGCGCCAGAAGAUAUGGAAAAGACAACCUUUAUCACGUUGUGGGGAACCUUUUGUUAUAAGGUGAUGUCAUUUGGACUCAAGAAUGCCGGGGCAACAUAUCAAAGGGCGAUGGUGACACUUUUUCAUGAUAUGAUGCACAAGGAGAUCGAAAUUUAUGUGGAUGACAUGAUUGCAAAGUCUGAAUCGGAAGAAGAACACAUCCUCAACUUGAAGAAAUUAUUUGAGAGAUUGAGAAAGUAUAAACUCAGGUUAAACCCCGCUAAAUGCACAUUUGGAGUGAAAUUCGGGAAGUUGUUGGGUUUUGUGGUUAGCCAAAAGGGGAUAGAAGUGGAUCCUGAUAAAGUGCGAGCGAUAUCAGAAAUGCCUACGCCUAGAACGGAAAAGGAGGUUCGCGGGUUUUUGGGUAGAUUGAACUACAUUGCUAGAUUCAUCUCCCAAUUAACCGCUACUUGUGAAUCGAUGUUCAAGUUGCUACGAAAAAAUCAGGUUGUGGUUUGGAACGAGGAUUGUCAAGCCGCUUUUGAAAAAAUCAAACAAUACCUGCAGGACCCACCUGUAUUGCGUUCACCCGAGCCAGGAAGACCACUCAUUUUGUAUUUAACUGUAUUGGAGAAGUCAAUGGGAUGUGUACUAGGUCAACAUGAUGAAGCUGGGAAAAGAGAGCAUGCAAUAUAUUACUUGAGUAAGAAAUUCACAGACUGCGAACAACGAUAUUCGUCGUUAGAGCGAACCUGUUGUGCACUGGCAUGGGCUGCUCAUCGCUUAAGGCAAUACAUGUUGAGUCACUCUACCUGGUUGAUAUCAAAGAUGGAUCCUAUCAAGUUUAUCUUUGAAAAGCCUGCUCUCACUGGAAGGAUAGCUCGGUGUCAGAUGCUAUUGUCAGAAUAUGACAUUGUAUAUGUUACUCAGAAAUCCGUCAAGGGCAGUGCUCUAGCGGAAUACCUGGCUCAUCAACCCAUUAGCGAUUAUCAACCAAUGCAGCCUGAAUUUCCCGACGAAGAGAUCAUGGCUUCACUCGAAGAGAAUGGAGAAGGCCGAGACGAAGAAGCAUGGACGGUAUUAUUCGAUGGAGCUUCGAAUGUGAUGGGACAUGGAAUAGGGGCAGUGCUUGUUUCUCCAGGGAAGCAGUAUAUACCAAUGACAGCAAGGUUGUGUUUUAAUUGUACGAAUAACAUUGCAGAAUAUGAGGCUUGUGCUAUGGGUAUUCGAGCAGCAAUCGAAUCUAAGGCAAGAGCUCUAGAUGUAUACGGAGAUUCUGCUCUGGUCAUCCACCAGUUGAAUGGAGAAUGGGAGACUAGGGAUACGAAAUUAAUUCCCUACCAGGCUUACAUCAAGGGAUUAAUGGAGCAUUUCGAUUCCAUCACAUUUAACCACAUACCACGAGAAGAAAAUCAAUUGGCGGAUGCGUUGGCUACCUUGUCGUCAAUGUUUGAAGUGGACCAGGACGCAAAAUUACCAAUGAUUGAAAUGAAGAGCCACGCGGAGCCAGCAUAUUGUCAUUUCGUCAAUGAAGAAUUAGACGGUAAACCUUGGUAUUUCGAUAUCAAGCAUUAUCUUAGAACCCGAGAAUACCCUGAGAAAGCAUCCAAAAAUGAUAAAAGGUCGCUAAGGAGAUUGGCGGGCAAUUUUAUUUUGAGUGGGGAUAUUUUAUACAAGAGAAAUCAUGGCAUGGUCCUCCUCAGAUGCGUGGAUGCAAAGGAGGUCGAGCUGAUAUUGAAAGAAGUGCAUGGGGGUACCUUUGGCACGCACAUGAAUGGACACUCGAUGGCCAGGAAGAUAUUGAGAGUUGGUUAUUUUUGGCUGACCAUGGAAAGUGAUUGUUUCAUACAUGUGAGAAAAUGCGAGAAAUGUCAGAAGUAUGCAGAUAUUAUCAAUAUGCCACCUACGACUCUAAGCGUGUUGUCUGCACCAUGGCCAUUUUCGAUGUGGGGGAUAGAUGUCAUUGGAGCUAUAGAGCCAAAGGCGUCGAACGGACAUCGUUUCAUACUGGUCGCAAUUGAUUACUUCACCAAAUGGGUGGAAGCUGCUUCUUACGCUAAUGUGACUAGAAAGGUGGUGACCAGAUUCAUAAAAAGGGAAUUGAUCUGUAGAUACGGGCUCCCUAACAGAAUCAUCACUGAUAACGGUACUAAUCUGAACAACCAGAUGAUGGCAGAGUUAUGUGAGGAAUUCAAGAUUCAUCAUCAUAAUUCUUCUCCUUAUCGUCCAAAGAUGAAUGGGGCGGUAGAGGCUGCCAAUAAGAACAUCAAGAAAAUUGUGCAAAAGAUGGUGGUCACCUAUAAAGAUUGGCACGAAAUGCUUCCUUUUGCUCUACAUGGAUACCGCACAUCGGUGCGAACAUCAACCGGAGCAACACCUUUCUCGCUUGUGUAUGGGAUGGAAGCAGUACUUCCAUUCGAGGUGGAAAUUCCGUCCUUACGAGUGUUAAUGGAAACCCAAUUAGAGGAAGCUGAGUGGGUUCAAGCUCGAUUUGAUCAGCUCAAUCUCAUUGAAGAAAAAAGGUUAACUGCAGUGUGUCAUGGGCAAUUGUACCAAAGAAGAAUGAAAAAGGUGUUUGACAAAAAGGUGCACCCAAGAGAGUUUCAUGAAGGUGAGUUGGUAUUGAAAAAGAUUUUGCCCAUACAAAAAGAUCAUAGAGGCAAGUGGACCCCAAACUAUGAAGGACCAUUUGUGGUAAAAAGGGCAUUCUCUGGUGGGGCACUGAUUCUCACAAGAAUGGAUGGAGAGGAGCUACCGCUACCGGUUAAUUCUGAUGCAGUCAAAAAGUUUUAUGAAUGACGAUUCCGUGAUAGGAGAUGCCAAUAAAGGAUAUUAAUGUUGUUUUUAAAAAACUUACUGCAUUUUGUAUCAUUCAAUAAAUACCUCGUGUUUCCGUUUAUAAUCUUGUACUCGUUAGAAUACUGCAUAUUACGUUGAGCUUUUAAGUAAAUAAUGGAAAAUGAAAGCAUCACGGGUAUAUUCAGCUGGCACAAACUCAGUCCUGAAGGAUGUCGUAAAUAAAAAAAAAAAAAAAAAAAAA